This is a messenger RNA of Trichomonas vaginalis G3, 341 nucleotides long. RefSeq names its product organellar and viral DNA polymerase type B. Lineage: Eukaryota; Parabasalia; Trichomonadida; Trichomonadidae. The transcript has a single exon. The record is from RefSeq and is a predicted model, not a curated record. Gene Ontology annotation, molecular function: nucleotide binding; nucleic acid binding. The annotation marks the transcript as partial.
AUGUCGAAGAGAAUAAUGUGUGAAGUAUUCUGUACUGCUGAGGACAUGGGUUUGUAUAUAGCCUAUAGCGAUACAGAUUCGAUGCACCUGUAUAAUGAAGACAUACCAAAACUCGCUGAAGAGUUUGAGAAACGUUAUGGAAGAGUUCUCAUUGGUAAAAACCUUGGUCAAUUUCAUUCUGACUUCGCAGAAAUAACACCUGGAAAACAAAGUUUAGCAUACAAGUCAAUAUUUUGUGGAAAGAAGACUUACAUAGACUUACUCACGAAUGAUUUAAAUGAAGUUGCAUUUCACUGCAGAAUGAAAGGCGUGAAGCAAGAUGUUAUUGCUUUAACCGCUAA